AAGGAAAAAAAACAACUAAUCCUUAAAAAAAAAUUCUUAAUUAAAGAAAAACAGAAGUCCAAACUAAACUUGUCUACGAUUUUUCGUUAGCGAGUUAUAGUCAUUUAAAGUUAGCGCGUGACGUCAUAGAAUCUAAUCUUGCUGCGGCCGCAGUACGUACGUACGUCGCGCGUCGUACAUAUUAUUAUUUCGCAUAAUAUUAUUACAUAUUAUUAUUUUGGGUUUGAUAUUUUUGUGUACAAAAAUAAUUACGUGCUAUAUAAUAUUUAUUUUUAUUUUUAGUUCUAACUGAUAAAACGGGAUUUUUGUCGUUUUUUUCUAUUACUGGAUUAGUAUUUAUUAUUUUAGUAUUGUUCUGUGUUUCUUUGAGUGUACUUGAAAAUAAAUUACGAUUGUGGUUAACUUAUCAAUAUGACCUCACCAUAUAAAUUUGAACCAACGAAAUUAGAUUUCUGCGAUGACUAUGAUUCUUUCAAUUCUAAUCAUAAUGAAUUUAGCCAAUGCUUUGGUAGAUCAUUGCUUCAAAUAAAUAAUUGGUGUGAUUGUCAAAAAUGCACAAUAUUACCAACGGAUCGCGAGUGUAUUUGCUGUUCGGAAAUAGACAUUUUAAAUAAAUUACGUGGUAUAUAUAAAUGUGUGAUAGAAAACCCAUCGUUUUCGAAAUUAAUAUUGGACGAAGAAGUUAUUGAAAUUACUCGAAAACAAAUCAUUUCCAAAACAAAAAAUAAGGGAAAAAAGAAGUUAUUGUGCAAUACUAUCCUGGAAAAUAAAACGAGAAGAUAUUUGUGCUACAAACAAUUUGUUUUCUGGGCAAAUGAAUGGACACCUAUAGGAAAAGGAAAUCGAGUUGUAAUUCCAGCGUGUGUAAUAAAUGUAAUUCGUACAAAGUAUGCCGAAGAAGAUGGACAAUACACUGGUUUUAAAAACUCAAAAAUACCAUAUUAAAAAUAAAUUAAAAUUGCAUAUAAUCUGUAAUUAUUUAUAUUUUAUUUAUGAAAGUUAAAGAAUAGUUUGAUAGGUUUGAAUACC
Molecule: messenger RNA, 1029 nt
Organism: Sipha flava (yellow sugarcane aphid)
Lineage: Eukaryota; Metazoa; Arthropoda; Insecta; Hemiptera; Aphididae
Exons: 2
Coding region: 412-945 (177 amino acids)
Source: RefSeq, a predicted model, not a curated record